This is a messenger RNA of Biomphalaria glabrata, 1211 nucleotides long. Its product is annotated as Golgi-associated plant pathogenesis-related protein 1-like. The transcript has 5 exons. The record is from RefSeq and is a predicted model, not a curated record. Gene Ontology annotation, cellular component: extracellular region. NCBI's taxonomy places the organism in Eukaryota, Metazoa, Mollusca, Gastropoda, Planorbidae. Bases 72 to 614 code for a protein of 180 amino acids.
AAAACAAUUGCCGACGAAAAUUAGUAAACAAUUUAUUUUUUACCACUGAAAUCAAUCCCCUUGAUUGAAAAAUGUCAUUUUUUGCCUUGUUGGACUAUCUACAGAAUGGAUUGCCACCAGUUUGGAAACCUGGCAUCAUCUCGUAUCAAGAGUUCGCAGACGACGUCGUUAGAAUACACAAUGACUACCGGAAAAAACACAGAGCCUACGCUUUAAGACUUAACGACGACCUGUGCGCCAUGACCCAACAGUGGGCCGACAAGCUUGCAGCCAGCGAGGACCUGGCCCACAGCGAGAACAAGUACAAGGGAGGCAGGGUAGGAGAGAAUAUCGCCAUGAAGUGGGCAUCCAACAAGGCCAUAUAUAAACCCCAGGAAGUAUGUGACACAUGGUACAGCGAGGUCAGGAAGUAUAACUUCGGGACGGAACCUACUGGACCUAUUGUGACCGCUGGCCACUUUACUCAGAUGGUGUGGCGCAACUCGACCGAGAUCGGAGUGGGUCGAUCCCAGGCCAGAGACGGGCGCUCCAUCGUAGUGGUCAGCUACUUCCCGCCAGGCAACGUCGCUGGUCAGUUUCAGUCCAAUGUUCUUCCAGCUCAAGAGACUUCAUGAAUUCUGAUACAAUCUUUCCAUCGGCUGACCACAGUGGACUCUAUAAGAAUAAAUAGGAUCAUAUAAGAAUACAAUCUUUCCAUCGGCUGACCACAGUGGACUCUAUAAGAAUAAAUAGGAUCAUAUAAGAAUACUGCAAAUAUGUCUUUCAGUGAACGAAUCAGGAAUAGUUGCUGUAUUAAAAUUAUAUUACAAAAUUAUCAGAAUAAUCCAAAAAAGCUUAGUGAAUAAUUAUAAUUUAGUGAUAAAAAUGUAUCAUACUUCAUUAGUCUUAUUAUAUAUAUAUAUAUAUUUAUCCUAAUGAUAUCACACAGGGAUAUUUCCAUGGCAGUAACUGAUCUAUUUCUGUAAAGGUGACAUCAUACUAGAAACAGAGUGCAACAAAAUUGUAUGUCUAAUUUUUUAAAAUUCUCAACUUCUAGAACAUGUCUAGUUCAUUUAUUUCAAAUAUUUUUCUCUAAGUAAGAUUUACGGAAGAUUAUUGUUGUUAUAUGUCAAUCGAUGAACCGUUUUGUAAAAGUAGCAAUGACGGAAGAUUAUUUAUACAAGUGGCACAUUCCAAUUUAAAAAGUAAGCUCUAGUUUAAUAAAGUGAAUC